This is a messenger RNA of Racocetra persica, 758 nucleotides long. The record is from the annotation of a GenBank genome assembly. Lineage: Eukaryota; Fungi; Glomeromycota; Glomeromycetes; Diversisporales; Gigasporaceae.
GCGGAUGCAAAUCUUUAUGGGGCACUCAGGCAAGCACUUGAGAUUCGUCCUUCGGAUCUUACAUGGAAAGACCCCGAAGCUAAUAUGGUUUUUAGUGACGCAUCGGACAUUGUGAAAAAUUUGAAGCGUAGACAAAAGGGUACCUUGUUAGAACCUAGGGAGAAUAGGAAAUGGGAUGUGCCAGGUUCGGUUAUGGCAAAAUGUGACAAAUUUGUAAAUAGUUUUACUAACUCGAAUGCAUCGCGGGCUAUGGGAAAGAUCUUUCAUGAUAGAAAGUGGCAAGAAAGUGAAACUGAACUUGUAAAAGUAACUGAUCGCAUUCUUAGUACUCUUGGCGAGAUAUGGAGCAAUCCCGCAUUUUUGACCCAUGCAUCUCAGAGCGAGGGAACAUACGUAGCUGAAGUCAUAAUUCCUUUACUUUCGCACAAGUUUGGGAAACCUUCCCAACGGUUAUAUAGCUUUAAGUACGGCAGAACGCGAAAGUUUAGAAGUAAAGCUCGACGUAAUAUAGGAAUGGAUGAGAUGCGUAUGGGGAAGAAACCUGAUCAAUUCAAAAAAAAAAAAGAUGACGAAGUGAAACUAUGGAGAGAAACUUUAGAUGGGGCGAGUUUCAAAGGCUUAUCAUGCAAACCACGCAGUAAUCAGUUUGGAGUUGUAGGGAUUCAGAUCGCCGGUACCGUUAUGAGAUUAAACAUUCUUGUAAUGGAUUCGGUCGGCAUACCACGAUAUUUUCAUCUUGAUCAUACCGAAAUCCCACU